CUUCUCUGUACAUCUACUUGCCGCCAGCCCGGCCGCCAGCUUCCAAACGUCACAUGACCUUGGCAUACCAGUAGGCAGACUAGCCUGAAAUAUCCUAGCGCUGUCACAGGCACCGGCGACGACCUCCCAUGGCCGCACGACCGCGCCGCACCACGCAUGUUCGUCCUCGCCUCCGCCGCCACCGCCGCCUCUUUCUCCUAAUCCCCCUCCUCCUCCUUUUCCUCCUCCCACCCCUAUCAGCUGUCAUCUUCCGCCGCGCCAACUCCCUCGGCCGCCGGUGCCUUUCCGUCACCGCCCCUCACACCCCCCUCGCCGGACGCCGGCUCAGCUUCUCCAUCGUUACGCUCUCCGACGAGAGCCGUGGCGCGCGGGGGCGGUCUUUCCGCGGCAUGCUGAACGCCACCGCGCGGAACAGGCGCGCCUACGCGGCCGUGCACGGCUACGGCCUCGCCGUGCUGCCGCCCGAGGCCGUCGACCGCAGCCGCCCGCCCGCCUGGAGCAAGGUCCUCGCCUUACGCGCUCACCUGCACCGCCACCACUGGCUAUUCUGGAAUGACGCGGACACGCUUGUUACUAACCCAGACAUCGCGUUGGAGACGAUUCUGGUUUCGGUGAUUGGGCAUAGUGAUUUCCAUACAUCCCCUGAUCUCAUUCUGACGGAGGAUAUCAAUGGGGUUAACUCCGGACUGUUCUUCAUAAGGAGGUCAAAAUGGAGUGAGAGAUUUUUGGAUAUAUGGUGGAACCAUACAUCAUUUGUACAAUUUGGUUCCACAAAAAGUGGAGAUAAUUUCGCACUUAAGCAUAUAAUAGAUCACUUAUCACCUGAAGAAAUGCAAGCACACGUCCGUAUAGCAAAAAUGCAGUGCCUCUUCAACUCAUACCCUUGGAAUUGGAUGGCUAUGUGGAAAUCACUUCACGCCCUCAUCUUCCACCCGUCCACUACAUGGAAAGGUGUUUAUUCAGAUGGAGAUUUCAUGGUCCAUUUUGCCGGCCUAGAUGACAAGCGAGGUUGGACAUCUAGAAUUCUUAAAGAGAUAGGAACUACAUGAUGAGCAUAAGUAAUCCAAUUCAAAAAAUCAAAUGAAGACCUGGAAGUUUAUGUGUAGAGUUUGGUGUUGUUGCUUUGAUAACGAUAGUGCCAUCAAGGGGUUAUCAUGGCUAGAGUUUAUGGUAGAACUAGACAACUGGAUGCUCGGGACGGUGUAACUCAUCGAUUUACCCAGGUUCAUGUCUCAUCGAUGGAGGAUUGCUACACCCUGAUAGAAUUCACUAUAAUAGCACAAAGUACAUAUUACAAUGAUGUAUGUCUCUUUUGUAUGCAUACCCUAAAGGCGUCUGCUAGUAAUUCUUAUAAAGGCGUCAGAACCUAGGGCUUGAUGGA
Messenger RNA from Lolium perenne, 1381 nucleotides. RefSeq names its product alpha-1,2-galactosyltransferase gmh3. NCBI's taxonomy places the organism in Eukaryota, Viridiplantae, Streptophyta, Magnoliopsida, Poales, Poaceae. Gene Ontology annotation, biological process: protein N-linked glycosylation. The record is from RefSeq and is a predicted model, not a curated record. Gene Ontology annotation, cellular component: Golgi membrane. Gene Ontology annotation, molecular function: glycosyltransferase activity.